Messenger RNA from Dentiscutata erythropus, 256 nucleotides. Lineage: Eukaryota; Fungi; Glomeromycota; Glomeromycetes; Diversisporales; Gigasporaceae. The record is from the annotation of a GenBank genome assembly.
GUUCUUAUCCCAAUAGUCACUAUCAAAUUAAGCCUGAGUUAUUACAAAUAAUUAUGCAAAAUUGGCAACUCAAUAAUCUUGUAUCAGCACAAUCAGAUAAUUUGAAACUUGUUAAAAUUUUAAAGUUUAUACAACCAAGAGCAACUUUGGGAAUUGAAGACAUGAUUACCAGUGCUAAAUCUUUCCCUGAAGAAAUGCUAUCACCUAAAAAAAUCAAUGUUGGAUUGCCAAAUGAUAUAUAUAAUACUUUAGUAGA